Molecule: messenger RNA, 1114 nt
Organism: Exophiala xenobiotica
Lineage: Eukaryota; Fungi; Ascomycota; Eurotiomycetes; Chaetothyriales; Herpotrichiellaceae
Exons: 1
Coding region: 437-940 (167 amino acids)
Molecular function (GO): acyltransferase activity, transferring groups other than amino-acyl groups
Source: RefSeq, a predicted model, not a curated record
GGCACAUACUCUGGAAAUAACGACAGUUUUACCUUUACCAUGUCCCUCGCUUCCUGCCAUGGAGAACCACUCAGCUGGAAGUCGGGCGUGGUCGGGUCACUUGUCAAAAGCAAGAUGAAAUACGGAGACUCUAUGUUACAUUAGGGAAUGUCUCUCGAGGAAGUAUCUCGCUGUCUUGGAGGGCUUACCGCGAAGGCUCCGGAGUUGGACAUAUCUCUCCGGACAUUCUAGCCCGCGGUUGUCCAGCAGUGACUCAUACGCGACUUCGCAACCUCAGUGAAAAGACAGGGGGGGAUCAUCGCUGAACGCCUGCAUAGAAAAAGGAAUCUCUCAGUCCCGACCCGGUGUCGGCGUCCCUUACUCUUGAGGAAGUCCAGAAACAGGUCUAUCGAGCAGUCUAUCAAAAUUUUCAUAUCCAUCCAAAAAGUCUCCGCUCAUGGCCCGACCGGCAUUUACCAUCGUCCCCGUGCGUGACCCUGCCGAUCUAAAAGACACGAUAUCUCUAUUCUACGCCUAUGCAGAAUCUCUCGGCUUCGACUUGGCGUUUCAGAAUUUCGAUACAGAAAUGGCCAAUAUGCCAGGAAAGUAUUCCCCGCCCAAUGGAGAAUUGUUGCUCGCUCGGAACUCGGAUGGACUGGCCAUUGGCUGUGUCGGACUGCGUCCUCUCCCUUCCCCAGACGCCGACACUCAGAUUUGCGAGAUGAAGCGGCUGUAUGUCACGCCGUCAGGACGAGGGACAGGUGUUGGAAAAGCAUUGGCUUCCGAGAUCAUUGCCGUUGCAACACAACUUGGGUACGCUGAGAUGAGGCUGGAUACCCUGCCGACUAUGGUGACUGCGCUCAAAAUGUAUCGAUUGUUCGGGUUUGUGGAUAUCCCUGCAUACUAUGAGACACCACUGGAGGGUACCCAUUUUCUAGCACUCAAACUGGAGCGAAAGUAAUGGCUUCGGAUCAUGCUCCCAGAUGUCCUUGGGCGGUUCUCUCGACAGCUUCGCAGCCGUCUGCAGUGUGAAGGAAUUUUGUAACUUUUCUGAUGAGCCAUAACCGGGAUGCCAGAAAUACCAGGGUUGAUACGUCCCUGCAAAAAUAGGAAUGCUCACUAUGUGCUGUGCCUG